Messenger RNA from Lathyrus oleraceus (garden pea), 1242 nucleotides. RefSeq names its product protein SULFUR DEFICIENCY-INDUCED 1. Gene Ontology annotation, molecular function: protein binding. The record is from RefSeq and is a predicted model, not a curated record. The transcript has 4 exons. NCBI's taxonomy places the organism in Eukaryota, Viridiplantae, Streptophyta, Magnoliopsida, Fabales, Fabaceae. The coding region runs from base 160 to 1065 and encodes 301 amino acids.
CAAAUUCAAACGAACAAAGACGCAAACCCAUCCAGGUUCAUUACUUCUAUCUUUCUUUCUCUUUCCCAUUCCCAUUCCGAUUCCUAUUCCUCUAGUUGAAACUCCAAAGCGUGUACACAAGAGUUUUCUUUUCUUCUUCUCUAUCUCUAAAACCUGCAAAUGGAAGAAGAAAGAGGAAGUUACAACAACAAGAAGAGUUUGUUUUUACCAGGGAAGAAGAAAGAAGACGUUUAUCAUGUACUUUACAAGGUUCCUUUUGGUGAUAGUCCUUAUGUCAGAGCCAAACAUGCUCAGCUGGUAGAAAAGGACCCGGAAGCCGCAAUCGUAUUAUUUUGGAAAGCAAUUAAUGUCAGGGAUAAAGUGGAUAGUGCUUUAAAGGAUAUGGCUGUGGUGAUGAAGCAGUUAGAUAGAUCCCAAGAAGCCAUUGAAGCUAUCUCUUCCUUUAGAGGCCUUUGCUCCAAACAGUCUCAAGAAUCCCUUGAUAAUGUACUCAUUGAUCUUUACAAGAAAAGUGGGAAAAUAGAUGAGCAAAUAGAUUUGCUAAAGAGGAAGCUGAAAUUGAUCUACCAAGGGGAAGCCUUCAAUGGAAAACUCACAAAAACUGCACGAUCUCAUGGCAAGAAGUUUCAAGUUUCUAUUAAACAAGAAACUUCAAGAUUAUUGGGAAACUUGGGUUGGGCCUACAUGCAAAAGAUGAAUUACGUUAUGGCCGAGGUGGUGUAUCGAAAAGCCCAAAUGAUCGACCCGGAUUGUAACAAGGCAUGUAACUUGGGCCUAUGUCUCAUUAGACAAGCUCGGUAUGAAGAUGCCCAAUUGAUUGUUGAUGAUAUACUAAAAGGAGAAAUUCCAGGCUCAGAUGAUAUAAAGUCUAGGAAAAGGGCUGAAGAUCUUGUAAUAGAGUUGAAAUCAUUGAUACCUUCAUCACAUACAUUGGAUCUUUUGGUUCUUGAUGAUGAGUUUAUCAAAGGCAUAGAACAGUUGAUGAAUGAAUGGGGUCCACUUAGAUCAAAGAGACUUCCAAUUUUUGAAGAGAUUUCUUCUUGUAGAAAUCAGUUAGCUUGUUAAGUUUUUUAACUUUGUACAUAGAUUUUUUUUAUAUUAUAUUUUUUAUAAUUUUUCCUUUCUUUUUCUUAUUUUCCUCAUAGUAGAGGGUUUUUUGUUUUGUUUUUUGGGAAGAGGUGUAUAAGAUAAUGUAUGUGAGAGCUGAAUGCUUGUUUGGAAAUCAGAGUAAGUUGAAGCAGA